Messenger RNA from Pomacea canaliculata, 2488 nucleotides. RefSeq lists its product as uncharacterized. Bases 154 to 1170 code for a protein of 338 amino acids. NCBI's taxonomy places the organism in Eukaryota, Metazoa, Mollusca, Gastropoda, Architaenioglossa, Ampullariidae. The record is from RefSeq and is a predicted model, not a curated record. The transcript is spliced from 2 exons.
ACUUACACCGUACUACUCGACGAGGUGUUGCGAGUCACGGAUGGGCAAGGAUCUCAGGACCAACACACACAGAACCUUCUGGAAAGUUUGCGACUUCAGCAGCAGGUGCUGGACACGUACGCCAGCCGGUUAGAUGAUCCUGGCUGUAUCUCCAUGGCCAACAACAGUGUACUCGGCCCGCGUCUGACGCGCGUCAAGACGGAUUGUCGCGAGCUGCAACUCGUAGCCAACGCUAAGAAGAAGCAGCUGGAGAAGCGUCUAGAGCUGAUGCAAAACCUACACAAGGGCAUUUGUGGUCUGCUGGAUUCCCUUGACCAAGAAACUCAGACCAAUCGUGACUCACCACCUGCGUCCCACAGCCCGUUCAAGAUCAUCCCCUCCGCGCCAUUGGACUUGAACAAACCAUCAUGUGAAAUAAGCUCCAUGGUUGCCACUCAGGACGGGCGUCUGGUCAUGGCGGACCGCAUCAACGAAAGCCUGAAGGUUCUGUCUCUGUCGAGACCUUCCGACAUCGUCACCAUCAAGCUGAGCAGAAGGUCCCUUCGGCUGUGCGCUCUGUCGGACGGCCAAGUGGCUGUUACGACCGAAGGGAAGGGGAUCCUCUUCGUCGACAUUGACCAGAAAACGUUCUCAAGCGUGGCGACCGAGCGGCAGUAUUGGGGGAUCAGUGGACUGGCAGAAGACAACCUGGUCGUGACCUGCCGCGAUGACGUAUACACCGUUGACGUGCUGACCCGCGACGGGACGCUGCUGCGAACGGUGGCGCUAAGUGGGCUGAGCUCAAACGAAGAUUCCAACGGCUUCCACCACGUGCACGCUACCCGGGCAGGACACAUUUUGCUGUCCAACUACUUCCUGCACACCGUCUACCGCGUGGACUUGGCCACUGGCGGACUGCUGGAAGUCUUGACAGAUCCGGACCUGCAGCAGCCUUAUCAGGUGACAGAGGACGAACACGGCAAUGUGUACGUCGCCAGUUGGGGUAACCGCUGCCUGCUUGUGAGGUCAGCACGAACAGGAGCCUGGAGGCGACUGCUGGACCACAGCACUGUGUCCGACGAGGCCUACGACCGCCCUGCCGCGGUCACCUGGUGCGGGUCGGAGCUGGCCGUGGCUUGGGACAAGUUAUCGCCACAAUGCUCCAUGGUGGCCUGCUACAAAUUCAUUUAGUUAGCCUGCUGUCUGACGUCCCCGCAACAUACUUUAUUUACACAGUAUUCGAAGCAACUUGAUAAUUUCUUCGUCUGUACCCGCAAAGCAAGUAAUGGAAUUUAUUGACUUGAUGGAUCUGAUCUGGAUUCAAAGCAAACUGUAUUGCACUAUGACGUCCCAUUGAAUAGUUUAUUCAGUUUCUUGAGUUGUGAGUGAGAAGGCCAUUUCAUAAUAUUAUUAUAAUAUUAUCGUCCACAGUGAGUGCCUCAUGCAACUUCUUAAACCGUUAGUGUACAGGAUGCAAAACAAAUUUUUACCUGUUCUCAGUUGUUUUCACUUGAGUAGCUUCUUGACAAGACAUUCGCGGAUGCGGAUCAGCAGUUGCUAUAGUGUUGUUAUUGUUUAAAGGGAAUUUUAAAAAAAAUGUUAGUUUGUUCUAUGUUUAGAUGGUGAAUUUGCAGAGCUUCUGCGUUUAAAUUAUUUGUCAUCUUUUUUGAAUGAGCUGGCUCAUUUCUCCGCUGAAAUUAUGGGGGAGUCACACCAAAAUCCUGAGACAAGGGGAAUAAUCAAUGAGUGCAAUUGACUUGAUUUCUUGCUGGUUGUUUGCCCUUUUACUUUUAACCAACCUCUCUUCCUAAGUACAAAAUGUCUAUCUCUGUGUCAGCGUGCGUGUGCGCGCGAGUAGAUCAGUAAGUGAAAGCACCCUGGUGACACUGCAGUAAAGCACCUGUCACCAAAAGAAUUCGGCACAUGGUCUGUAUAAUUAUUCAGAUCUCGCCUCUAGCUUAAACAAAAUUAAAGUUCAUGCAACUUCUUUUUUUUCUCUCUCUCCUCUAACGAAACAGCUUUAAGGAAGAACUUACUGUACUGUUUCGUAAAUGUGGUACUCCGUCUUCAGGGUUGCCCUGCAAUUUGCUGAAUCGGUAUAAAACACUAACAAAAUAGUAUAACCCUUAUUUUGCUAUACAUCUUUUGGUUUGCUGCUUUUUCCUACAAAUUGUGUAUCGUCCUGUUGUACAAGGCGAUAAUCACUGUUAUCAAAUUUUGUUGUGAUAAUUCAUCUACAGAUUGCACAUUUGAUUUUGUCACGGAUGUGGUUUGUAAUACAUAUUUUGUUGAUUAUUGCUGAUAUCAGUAUUACUUAGUGUUUUAUCAGCCCUAGAAAAGUAGUAUGGUAGGCUAGCUUGCUGCAGCUUACCACAAAUAAUAAGAGAUUUUAAGACAAUUAUUUUUGUACCUUAAAAAGGCUAGAAUACUGUCUCUACUAGAAGUGUUUUUAUGAGAAUAAACAUAAUUUGUUGGCUUUUACAUUUCUCUUCCGUUAAAUAUGACGAGU